AUUCGAACAUAAGCAAGCCUUGUGUCGAAGGAAUACUAAACAUAACCUAAAGACACACUCAUCAUCAAUAUAUAAUGGAUUUCCGCAGCGCUUUGGCGCUAGUGUGCUCAUUGAUUAGCCUGGGCUUCGCCAGCGCUACAAGUGAAAAUGGGCCCUCGGCAGUCGUUGAAUUGACCGAACAUACCAUCCACAAGUUCAUUUCUGAUAAUGAUGCUGUCUUGGUUAAGUUCUAUGCUCCAUGGUGUAUGCACUGCCAGUCAUUGGCACCGGAAUAUGAGAAGGCCGCCAAACAACUAUCGGAAGAAGGUAGCGAAAUCAUUUUGGCCGAAUUGAACUGUGACGGCGCUCCCACUGUUGCACAAGAGUUCGGUAUUGAAGGAUACCCAACCAUCAAGUUCUUCCGUAAAGGUAACCCUCGUGAAUACGAUGGUACACGCCAAGCCGACGGAAUCGUAUCAUGGUGCAAGGAUAUCCUACUGCCAGCUGUAGUCAGGGUGGUAAGCGCUGACGAUAUCAUUCAUGAAGCAGAUAUCAUCUUCGUCGCCUCCGGCCACGAUAGCAGCGAGGAGCUUAUGCAGGAGUAUGAAAAUUUGGCUGAUAUCCACCGUAGUGAUGCUACCUUCUAUUUUGUACACCAGGGUAAGAAGGAAAUCUACGUGAUGCACAGAGGCAACGACCGUUUCGAGUUCACCGGCUCAACAGUUGAAGAGUUGGUUGAAUUCGUAAGACAGGAGAGCCUGCCCCUCUUUGCUGAGAUUGGUCACGCCAACUAUGUGCGUUACUUCAACUCUGGCAAGGCCAUAUCGUGGUUCUGCGCCACCCAGGCUGACUACGAUAAAUACCGUAGUACCUUCAUCUCCGUCGCACGUAAAUUGCGCGCUAGCGUACUAUUCGCGUGGCUCGAUGUCGAGAAAUUCACUGCUGCCAAAGAGGCAUUUGCCAUAGAAUCCUUCCCCGCCGUAGCACACCAGACCAAUGCCGGCAGGUACAUCCUUCUCCCAGAGGUCUACCCCUACGACGACGUUGAGGCAGUGAUACGCUUCUACUCCGAUGUAGAGGCUGGUAAAGUACCACGCAGCAUUAAGAGUGAAGCCGAACCCACUAGCAACGACGGCCCCGUAGUCACACUUGUUGGUAAAACACUCACCAGCUACGUACAAAACGCAUCUAAACCAAUAUUGCUCAUGAUCCACUCACCAUUCUGUGAACAUUGCAAGAAGUUCAUGCCAGUAUUUACAUCAUUCGGUGAAACCAUGGGAUCUGACGGACGCGUCAGCGUAGCACUACUCAACGGUGACGCCAACGAAUCUGAACUUGAAUUCAUCCAAUGGACCGCUUACCCAACCGUCCUACUCAUCAAACCAGGUGGCACUGAUGUCAUGUCCUACGAGGGCAAACGCACACUCGAGGAUCUCACAUCCUUCGUAGAAAAGCAUGUCGCCGACCAGCGCCAUGAAGAAUUCUAAAAACUCUCAUUUAAAUGUGGUGACCAUCU
Messenger RNA from Babesia bovis T2Bo, 1495 nucleotides. Its product is annotated as protein disulfide-isomerase domain containing protein. The transcript has 2 exons. Bases 75 to 1466 code for a protein of 463 amino acids. The record is from RefSeq and is a predicted model, not a curated record. Gene Ontology annotation, molecular function: protein disulfide isomerase activity. Gene Ontology annotation, cellular component: endoplasmic reticulum. Gene Ontology annotation, biological process: response to endoplasmic reticulum stress; protein folding. Lineage: Eukaryota; Apicomplexa; Aconoidasida; Piroplasmida; Babesiidae.